Nematostella vectensis (starlet sea anemone) is the source of this 2641-nucleotide messenger RNA. Its product is annotated as cytosolic endo-beta-N-acetylglucosaminidase. Gene Ontology annotation, cellular component: cytoplasm. Gene Ontology annotation, biological process: protein deglycosylation. The record is from RefSeq and is a predicted model, not a curated record. Gene Ontology annotation, molecular function: mannosyl-glycoprotein endo-beta-N-acetylglucosaminidase activity. Bases 16 to 2568 code for a protein of 850 amino acids. The transcript is spliced from 12 exons. Lineage: Eukaryota; Metazoa; Cnidaria; Anthozoa; Actiniaria; Edwardsiidae.
GAACAAGUUUUAAAUAUGUGCAAUGGAUCAUGGGAAUCAGCUCUUUAUGUCGUUGGGCUCCCUGUGGAUUUAGCGUACAACAAGAUGGCGGAUGAGACGACAGUUGUUGUAAUCACGACUGUUGUAGCCGGCCUUGUUGCUCUAUUGUAUUUCUGGAGGAGUCACAGGACAAAUAAAAAGCGUUCUGAGACUACAGAUAAACCAGAAAGUCGGCUAGACUUGAAUGAAGCUAGAAUUAAACGAUUUUAUCAUGAUGUGCAAAAUGAACAAAGCUCAGUGGAAAAUUCAAGUCCAACAGCAAUGAAACUAAAAAGUGAAGAAAAAGAAAGAAAUCUUGACUUUAAAUUUGAGGAUAAAGAUCAUAAAAGUAUGAGAGGGGAGAGCCAAGCCGAAAAUCAAUCAACAAAGAAAGUGUUUUUAGGAAGAAUAAGUUCAAUGACUGAGCCGAUUCCUCGAUGUUUUGACGAGGAGACAGGAACGCCUGUAACGAGACCUCUUACGACACUCGAUGAAGCCUUGCACUGGACACGAGGGUUUGACUCAUUUAAUGUAGCCAAUGUGCACCUGCCAGAGGGAUAUCAAGGACUUGGUGAUCAUCCCAGGACACUUGUGUGUCAUGAUAUGAAAGGAGGAUACAUAGAUGAUAGGUUUGUUCAAGGCUGUGUGUCAAGAGAAUGUUAUCGUUUCUACCACUGGAACUUGAUAGACAUUUUCGUCUACUUUAGUCAUCACUUCAUCACUAUUCCUCCCCCAUGCUGGACCAAUGCUGCUCAUACCAAUAGUGUUCCAGUAUUGGGAACAAUUAUCACUGAGUGGGAUGAUGGGGCUGCGAGAUGCUGUGAGUUCUUAGAGAAUGAACAUUCUGUACAUGCACUUGCUGAUCAACUCGUCAAGAUGGCGGAUUAUUACAACUUUGAUGGAUGGCUUGUAAAUAUUGAAAAUCCAAUCCAGCCAGCCCAAGUUGAUAACUUGAUAGAGUUUGUCAAGUACUUGACGGAAAAGAUGCAUGAGUCCCGACCACACAGUCUGGUGAUAUGGUAUGACAGUGUCACAUACAAGGGAGACCUGACAUGGCAAAAUGAGCUCAACCAGUCAAACAGUAUCUAUUUCACUGUGUGUGAUGGCAUAUUCCUGAACUACACCUGGUCAGUGCACCAGCUUGGCAUGUCGGCCGGAGCAGCACAUUGCUAUGGGCGACCCAUCCAUGACGUGUAUGUAGGCGUGGAUGUGUUUGGCAGAGACUGUUAUGGAGGAGGAGGAUACAAAUGUAACCAGGCAUUCCGCGUGAUCAGGGAAGAAAAGUUGUCUGUAGCCUUGUUCGCACCAGGUUGGGUGAUGGAGACACAAGGAGCAGAAAAAUUCACUUCCAAUGAAGAAAGGUUCUGGGGUCUGCUGCGCAAGGACUGCUUCAGUCACCCACUUGCCAUAUCUAUACCUUUUGUCACAUCAUUCUGUCGUGGACUGGGCAACAAAGUCUUCAUUGAUGGAAAGGUUGUGUACACAGGGCCUUGGUCCAACUUUAGCUGUCAGCAGCCCCAGGCGUCCUAUCACAACACCUUCUACAACAUGGGCGGCAAGGGUGGCAUCAUCUUGAGCGAGGUCACCCACACCAACUGCAGCUCUUACAAUGGAGGAGGGUGCCUCGUCGCACUCGGUCAAACCAGUGAUGUUGCUGCGAAUAGCACUGCUCGAAGUGUUGUGAGGCUGAUUGAGGCCGACCUCGACCUGUCUAGUGGUGUUCUGGUCUCCUUUACCUUUAAGUUGUUGCCUGCUGGAUGCUUCCAAGUCGGGUUGCAGCUACUGACGGAUGGCAAACCUACUUACCUUUUACUCUGUCCACCAACCUCCAACGAAACAGAUUAUUCCAAAUCGGGUAAAGAAGCCAGCAACUUCAGCAACAAGCUCAAACAACGCUAUGGUAUCAGUGCAUCCCAAGUGAUCACGUCAUCGCCGUUCAUGGCCCCCAUUGGUCAAGACCACUAUGUGGCAUACGCACCGCUGACCGGAAGUGACCAUGAAAGAGUUCAGAAAGCCAGUGGGCUAGAUGAAAAAGAACCAUGUUUGAAUGGGUGGUGUACAAGGCACUACCUGAUUGCUGGUCACCAUCUCAAGGAGUGCAAGCUGAAGGAGAUUCGCGGCUUGUGCGUCAAGACUAGCCAAUCAAAUAAAGGGUUAUCUGGACAGCCGUUUAUGCUGCAUCUUGGUGAAAUUAAGAUUCUCGACCCUAAAGUAAUUCAACAAACAGUCCCGGCCGUGGAGAACCUGAGAGCUACAAAUGUUCAUUGGAGCAAAGCUGACCAACAAAAUCAAAUCAGCCUCACUCUCAUGUGGGAAUGUCCAAUCACGGAUGAUAUUGAAAAGACCAUUUACUAUGACGUGUACUAUGUAAAUGAGAGUUUGUCAGACGCUUUCAUUGGUCGUGCGUUCACCGAGUCAUUUCGAGUCGCCUCGCUUUCUGUGCCAUCCGACAGGCACUGGGUCGAGUUUGUUGUCCAAGCGGUUUCACAGUCGAGACUAAAGAAACCGCUGAACAAGAGCACUCGUAUUCGGUUUACUUGGGAAUUAUAAUUCAUAUGGUUUCUUUGUCUGACUCCUAAAUGAAAAUGUAAUGAUAAUAAAUUAAAUAUUGAUAGAUACCUUA